UUCGAAAUAGCAUAGGCGAUUCAACCGGGAGGUAGCUUGUCAAAAUUUUCCAUUUUUGCAUCGAGGAGCCGAGAAGCGCGUUAAAUUGUUCUGACCAGUGAAAAGAAAAACGAGGAAAAUGAUUAAGCCGCACUAUAACACGAGGAAGAGGGCCACGAAACCCAAAUCUCAGGUUGAAGAAAUCACGGAAGACGAUAUUGCGGAUUUCAAAACAGAAGAUGGCCUUCCGGUGCACACACUAUACGUCAGUGGCUUUGGGAAUAACCCUGUAACCGCACAGACACUGAUGCAGAGCUUCCACGAUGAUGGGCCCAUCAAGAAGGUCAUCAUUCACGAUGCGGUUAAAUCAUCCUAUGCCUUUGUCACUUUUGCUGACGUGAAGAGUGCCUUGAGGGCGAAGAAGACUCCUCACUAUCACAAUGGGCGCAAGCUGACGCUCCGGCCGGCGGAUAGUUGGCACCAGCCAGAAGAUGUUCGUGAUACUGCGGAGGAUGAGGUGGAGAUUGACAUGGAGAGGUCAAUUCUAAAGCUAAAUGAUGACUGUGUCUUCUCCAUCUUCUCCUACUUGAACCUCCGAGAGCUGCUGGUGAUGGAGAAGGUCUGCACGAGGUUCCAAACAGUCGCCGAGAAGAUUUACAAGUCGCAGCACGUGCUGGACUUUGAUGCGCUCGGUGAGCAGAAACAGAUUACAUUGAUGGAAGUGAAGAACGUAUCAAUGAGACUGGGCCCCCAUGUGCACACGCUGAAGGCCACCUCGACGUCAUUCCGCACGAUAAACAUCCGUAUUCUGUUGAACAUACUGAGGUAUUGCGUAAAUCUGAGGAACAUGUAUCUCAGUGGCUUUACCAUCAGCCAGUCAGUGCUCAGGGUACUUACCAAAACGUUCGUGAAUCUGAGGGUGGCUCAGCUGGAGAACUGCAGUAUCACGGACGACAUUGGGGAUUGUUUGAGGGAGGCGAAGCACUUGGAGACGCUUGAUGUGUCCCAGAACUCAGAAAUUGUUGGAAAAUGCCUGACUGUGCUGCAGAACAUCAAGGAGAUCAACCUGUGCUGCUGCAACAACCUCCAAGUGUCCCACUUUAAGCAGUUCUGUGAACGCAAUCAGGGACUGAAGAGCCUCAAUAUAAUUCGCUGUGAUAAAAUCAAUCAUAUCUGCCUCGAGGUGAUGGCGAGGCAUUUACGCAGCUUGGAGAGUCUCAUGAUCUGCAACAAUUACCCAAAUGUCAAUCCAACCGACUAUCUCGUGUUAGGCGAUUUGCCGUGCUUGAAGCACCUGAAGAUCAAUUACAACAAUUUCCUCAACGUUGAUUCCUUCCUGGCAAAGCUGGCUGACCGUGAUAUACUGGAAUAUCUGGACAUCUCUGCGGGUCACUUGACGCGAAACACCCAGCGUGCGCUCUCUUCAUUUACAAAGUUAAAGGUGCUGAAGCUCAACUACAAGAUUGAAUGCAACGACGACACACUGAUGCAAGUCUCAUCCGCUGACACGCUGCAGGAGCUUCAUAUUGUCGGUUGCACCAGUAUCACCAACGAAGGACUCGUGGAGUUCAUCAAGAAGUGCGGAUUGCUGGCCCGCAUCAACAUAUCCGGGUGCUACGGCAUCACCAAUGAUCUCAUCACCAGCAUCUUGCCGUUCCUGGAUGAGAGGAUCGUGCCUCUUGAGCUUAUCGUCGGUGGCACGCAGAUCUCUACUUUGAUUGAGAAUCAAAUUCAACUGCUCGACAAUGCAAAGAUUAAGUUGGAUUUCUCAAACACAGCCGAGUCUUUCUGCGCCAUCGACGACUGGGAAGAUGCUCUGAGCGAUGACGAUUACGACUUAGAUAUUGAAGACUUGGAUGAUCCGUACCAAUUCGCAUACUUCGAUAAUGGCUAUGAUUCUGAUCUGGAAGAUGAUUUCUUCAUAUAAAAUCUUCGCCCUUUUCAAUUAUUCCUUCCAUUCUAUGAAUUCUUUGUCCCUCUGAUGAAUCUCCGU
Messenger RNA from Phlebotomus argentipes, 1972 nucleotides. RefSeq lists its product as uncharacterized. The record is from RefSeq and is a predicted model, not a curated record. The transcript is spliced from 5 exons. Gene Ontology annotation, biological process: SCF-dependent proteasomal ubiquitin-dependent protein catabolic process. Lineage: Eukaryota; Metazoa; Arthropoda; Insecta; Diptera; Psychodidae. Bases 119 to 1906 code for a protein of 595 amino acids. Gene Ontology annotation, cellular component: SCF ubiquitin ligase complex. Gene Ontology annotation, molecular function: protein binding; RNA binding.